Molecule: messenger RNA, 1479 nt
Organism: Ilex paraguariensis (yerba mate)
Lineage: Eukaryota; Viridiplantae; Streptophyta; Magnoliopsida; Aquifoliales; Aquifoliaceae
Source: the annotation of a GenBank genome assembly
AUGAAAAGGCUUCAAAGGAAAUUGUUCCUAGAAAUGCCAGUGUGUUCAGUAGUGAAUGGGGCUUUGUUUUCUUCUCUUCCUAUUGCCUAUUUACCUUCAUAUUCACUUGCUACUUCAUCUAAACCUGCAACAUCGUGGGCAAAAUUUGUGAAAAAUCACAGUUGUCUCAAAGAGGUGCUCUUCAAGUGCAGAGAUUUAGCUGAUUAUGGUCACUUAUCUCUUUCAUCUAAAGUGCUUCGCACCUGCUCUGCUUCUUUCUUUUUUCGAGGACCUUUACAAUGUGCAUUCUAUGCUACCGAAAUCCUCUCUUUUGUAGAUAGUGCUUCAUCCGUGAUUACAAUUUGUAUAUUUCUUCAUAAUUUUAGGGUUGACAUUGCUGUUUGGAUGGUUCUAAUUUUCAACAACUAUCAGAAGGAUAUUAGGUUGUGGGCAAUGUAUUUCCCCUCACUAUUAGUUCCUAUUUCUGCCACAGUGUUGUCUAUUCACUUAUAUUACCAAAUAGGAUAUUAUCAGAAUGGGAUUCUGGCUUUGGAUUCUUUGGCCCUAGACAUCGAUCAAGUUGAGAAUCUUAUUAAAUUCUGCCCUACAAAAGAAGAAAUGGAGACACUUAAGAACUAUACUGGAGACAAGGACAUGCUUGGAAAGUGUGAACAGUUUUUCCUGGAGUUAAUGAAGGUCCCACGAGUGGAAUCCAAGUUACGAGUAUUUUCAUUCACGAUUACAUUUUGUAGUCAGGUAAAUGACUUAAGAUGUAACCUGAACACAAUCAAUGAUGCUACUAGAGAGGUCAAAGAAUCCAUGAAAUUGCGUCAAAUAAUGCAGACAAUUCUCACUUUGGGAAAUGCACUAAAUCAGGGCACUGCCCGAGGAUCAGCCGUAGGAUUUAAAUUGGAUAGCCUUCUUAAAUUGUCUGAUACUCGCGCAAGAAACAACAAAAUGACCUUGAUGCAUUAUUUAUGCAAGCUCCUUGCUGAGAAAUUGCCUGAGUUGCUGAAUUUUGAUAAAGAUCUCCUUCAUUUAGAAGGAGCCUCUAAGAUCCAAUUGAAAUCUUUGGCGGAAGAAAUGCAAGCAGUGAGUAAAGGUCUUGAAAAGGUUGAGCAGGAACUAACUGCUUCAGAGAACGAUGGUGCUAUAUCCGCUGGAUUUCAAAAGGUCUUGAAGGGUUUCCUUGAUACUGCUGAAGCUGAAGUACGGUCACUUAUCUCUCUGUAUUCCGAAGUGGGAAGAAAUGCUGACUCUUUGUCCCAGUAUUUUGGGGAGGAUCCAGCUCGAUGCCCCUUUGAGCAAGUGACACAAACUUUGGUCGUCUUCACCAAGAUGUUCAAUAAAGCACGUGACGAGAAUGGACAGCAGGCAGAGGCUGAAAAGAAGAAAUUGGAGAAGGAAGCUCUGAAAGAACAGGCUGGAGCAAACUCAUCUGCGAGAAAAGAGGUUGACUCCGAUGGCUUUGCCGAAAUUCGAAACAAGCUGCGUAAGUAG